AUGUGUCCUUCCGAUGCUGCACUAAAGCGACCUGCAGCUGGCCUUGCAGCUGAGUUGUUGCAUCGUGACCACCACGGCCUGAGGUUGGUGGACACCAAGCCCAAAGAACAUAUUCGACCUGGAUGGAUAUUCUCUGAAGAUACCUCUUCAUCCAGGUCUGGACGCAGAAUGUACAAACAGAAGCAGAUCGCAUUGAAAGACAUAAUGUACGAAACCCAUGUACCCGCGGGUUAUGGCGCACACCUUCAAAACCACGGGAAAAAACAACCUGACAUCCCUGAAGACGUUAGACACCGUUUGUAUGGGAUACCUGGCCAAAAUAUCUUCACAUACGGACUCGACGAGCCGCGAGCGUGCAGGGCCCCUGUAACCAACUUCGACGUAUGUCUUGAUACAUUUUAUGAAAGCAAGCUACAGAUCGGUAUGAUACCAAAAGAAAGCGUCCAACAUGUGGAAAGCACAAUCCCACGCGUGAAUAUUGCCAUGAUAAGUUCAUUGGAGGAGUCACUAUUGCCCAAGGAGGAACCCCCUCGACGUAACAGCAAACAAUUGUAUGUGAGAGCCAACGAAUCACAUAUAGAGCCCGGAUAUGUGACUGCCGAUGAACCCGUAAAGACAGUACGCCUCUAUCCCUUAAGGCAUAACACGAACCUGGAAUCUGACCUUUUGCCCAUUGUGGAAUCGCAGGGAAGCACGCGCCGGCAUUACAGCUGCACUAAUGCACACGGCUACGACUGUAUGUUGUAUUAA
Messenger RNA from Babesia sp. Xinjiang, 750 nucleotides. RefSeq lists its product as uncharacterized. The record is from RefSeq and is a predicted model, not a curated record. The coding region runs from base 1 to 750 and encodes 249 amino acids. The transcript is spliced from 7 exons. NCBI's taxonomy places the organism in Eukaryota, Apicomplexa, Aconoidasida, Piroplasmida, Babesiidae.